This is a messenger RNA of Helicoverpa armigera (cotton bollworm), 7789 nucleotides long. It is a transcript of the gene PH, whose product is annotated as polyhomeotic-proximal chromatin protein. Gene Ontology annotation, cellular component: nucleus; PRC1 complex. Bases 266 to 4420 code for a protein of 1384 amino acids. The record is from RefSeq and is a predicted model, not a curated record. Gene Ontology annotation, molecular function: chromatin binding; histone binding. Gene Ontology annotation, biological process: negative regulation of DNA-templated transcription. Lineage: Eukaryota; Metazoa; Arthropoda; Insecta; Lepidoptera; Noctuidae. The transcript has 29 exons.
GCAUGGGUGCGGCGCGCCGGUACUGCGCGCACAUUACACAGCCGCAGUCGUGUUUCGCCAUUCGAAAAGAAGGUUAUUGUUACAAUGACACGGGCACCGGACUAUCGAUAAAGUGUGUUUGUAUGUCGUUUUCGUCGAUAAUAAGUGUUGUGUUUACUUUCACCCGUGCGAAUGUCUCGAUCCUCACCUUUUCGUUUGUUUUUUCUUUUAAUCACUGCCGCAUGGGACGGCGCUUACGUUUCAGUUAACCUUUUAUUUUGAAACGAUGGAACGUUGUUCUUAUGGUUUUUACACCAAAAGGUCUGAAAUCCUAGACAACUUACAAAAGAAAAAGGAUCAGGAGAAGGAGCCACAAAUUUCAAAUUAUCAACAGCAGCUUGUGAAGCCGGUCGACAAGUCCUUACAUCCUGCAGAAGUGCCAAAUGUCAAUGUACCUGUAACGCAGCAUGUGCCCGCUCAGCAGCUGUUGUCCCCCACCCACACCCUGGGCCAGUCUCCGCAAACAAAAGAAGACUCCAAAGAUAAGUCAAUAAAGGUUGCCAACUCAACGACAAUAACUUUAAUAGAAAACGGUAACGUCAACGGUGAUAAGGACAAAGACAAUAAUUAUCAUAAAAAUUACUUCACGUUAGAACCUAAAAAUGAGAAAAAGGAUGACUGUAAUAAGAACAGUAUUACAAUAACUAAGACUGCGAUAAAGCAGUCGCCUGGUGGCAGUCAGGGAGAGAAAAAGACACAGGGCAAGCCGGCUAAGAGGCCUCUGCAGUACUUGGAGACUCUUGCAGAGAAGGCUGGUAUCACUUUCGAGGAUAAGUACGAAGCUGCUAACACAUUACUAGCUUUAGACAAACAAAAUACUAAUAAUAGGAGACUGCCAGACUUGAAGCCACCUAAGUCUGAACCAGACAAUCAUAAUCAGCUAGAGGAAUAUAGAUAUAGGAAUCAAAAGGAGGAAGAUGACAAAUUACAGAUCCAACAACAAAUAAUCCAGCAGCAACAACAGCAACAGUUGCAACAAUUGCAACAGCAACAACUGCAGCAGUUGCAGCAACAGCAGGCAUUGCAGCAAGCUUUGCAGCGGCAGCAGCAACAAGCUAUACAGCAGCAUAUAAAGAACCAUCAGGAUCAACAGGAAUUGCUGCAGAAGCAAUUUCAGCAGCAACAACAGCAACAGCAGCAGCAGCAACAACAACAACAGCAACAGCAGCAACAACAGCAACAACAACAACAGCAGCAACAGCAACAGAAGACUGAGUUGUUGCAAGUCACCCAGCAAGGGGAUCAGCAACAGCAAAAGUACUUGCAGCCGGUGCACACGCAGUUCAACGUGCCCGGCAUUGGGGAGAUCAACCUCAGCUUUCUGGCGACUCCUCAGAGUAACGUCAACCUGCUUUUUGAAAAGAACCAGAAGACGAUGAGCGGAGAGAUCAAACCGCAACAAAUAGUAGACGGUCAGACACAAGUCCUUCAGCAGCAGAUGAGCAUGGCGCAGCACGAGCAGACGCCGCAGCACCACCAGACAGUCACCGUCGUGUCUUCCAUGCCCAGCUCCAUGGCUCAGCAUCAGGUGCAACAGCAACAGACGGGUGGUAUCCAGCAGCAAGCUGGAAGCAUCUCCACCAUGCCGCCCCUGCAGAGUCUGCCGACGAACCCUCAACAUCCACAGCAGAUCAGCGCGGAAUGGGGCCACAGUCGCGUGCAAGUGAUUCAGCAGCCGCUGCAGAACAGCACCUACUUGCAGCAGCUGUACAAUGCUCAGGGCCCCUUGCUGAUGCCCGGGAACAUCGCACUGCAUCCCGGGAUCAAUUCACAGCAGAUACAGGUGAUCGCUGCCGGCAAGCCGUUCCAGGGUAACCAGCUAGCCCCACACAUGCUCACCACUCAAGGCAAACAGGUCUUACAAGGCCAGGCUGCGCCGUUCCCGGGGUACACGACGAUUCCCGCGAUACCUACGACGCAGAACCAGACGUUCGUGUUCAGUCCCCUGGGCGUGAUCAACUCGCAGCCGAGCAUCCUGCCCGCGCACUCGCAUUCCACCGUCGCCGGCAUCUCGCAGCAGCAGAAGCAGUCUGAUAUGCAUAAGUGUGGAGGCAAAGCUACGGCCGGGAAGUCAGGAACCAGCGGUGGUACUCAGACAGUCCAAGCUCAGUGCGUGCAAGUCUCCCAACCAGUGCUGGGCACGCAACAACCGACGCAGGCGCAGAUCAUCAGUCCCCUGCAGGCGGGUACACAAACAAUGCAGUUCGCUCCGUGGCAGAUAUCCGGGGCUUUGCCCCAGGUCUGGGCUGGCGGAUUGCCGACCGGAGCCCCGCAUCUUCUGGCUCCUAACCCCAUCUUCAUCCGAGGGGCGCAGCCCGACGCUCCACCUUCAAUGUUCAUUCAGCACUCGCCUCAGAAUAAUCUGCAGCAUACCAGUGUCAGCGUGGCCUGUGCGACUUCAACGACUUCUAAGCCGCGGGCUUCUUCCGAUGGCUUGGCCAAAGCCCCGAGGCCGCUGUCCAACAUACUCCCGUCUAGCGGUAUACGGCCUGGCCCGGCUUCGUCGGUUUCAACCCAGACGAGUGCCAAUCAAGCUCAGAACCAGGCGAAACAACGCGGCAAGCCGGGCGUCCGAUCCCCGGCGCCGGCCGCGAAACAAGAUGCGGCUAACCAGACGAACAAGAUGCAGCAUCAGAUACAACAGCCGAAACAACAACUACUGGUGAUGAAUUCGGGACAGAUGACUCAAAUCACCAGCGUUGAUAAGCCGUUGACGAAAAAUAUGGCGACUCAACAGGCUUUGUUGCAGCAACAAGCUAUACAGCAACAACAACAGCAGCAACAACAGCAACAGCAGCAGCAACAGCAACAGCAGCUGAUCCAUCAACAGCAACAGACGCAACAAAUGGUGCACUACCAGCAACAAGGAAUGUCUCUAGGCAUGCAACAAGGCACUCUGCCGGUCGGCUCGGUAGCUCAAACGCUGCCAAUGGCGGGCAUACCACAAACAAUAUCUAUGGUACAACAGAUUCACCCAGUGAGUAUCUAUACGUUGAGUGGUAUGGGCCAACCCGGGACGUUAGUCAGUCAGCUGAGCACUUCUCAACCGCAAAGCGUUCAGACUUUGCAACAACCACAGACCCUGGUCGGUAGCGGCUUGGUCCAGACAUCCGUUGGCAUGACCGUCCAACAACAAGCUGCUUUAAACCACUCCGCUUCUAUGCAGACGUCGGGGCUCGCGCUCGAUGGGGCUUCGUUGCUGUCCUCGCCGCUCGUGCAAGUCUCCCCGGCCCUAUUGCACCAUGAGCUAACUCUGCAAGCGGCGCAAGGCACGGUGGGUCUCAUCGCUGCGCCGGUCCAGGGUUCGGUGCUGCCUCUACAAACGCCUGCCACCCUCGUCACACAUGUCAAGACUGAGGAUGAUAAGGCUGCAACGGCGCCGGUGCUACAAAUCCAGCCGGCCCAGCAAGUAGUGUCGGAAGCGACGGAGGCUUGUACCACGACGUUCAGUUCUGCGUCCGUGACCGUCACUACUGCUGAUGCUGCUGUGUCUACCAGUACUGCUACUGUUGGCUCAGUAACGCCAAUGGAGACUUCGAAGUCAAGUCCAUCGAAGGCAGACAGUCAGAUCAGUACCAGUGAGCCAGCGGUCUCCGCAGCGUCUACUGUCGCGACCAGCACCGCUCCCGUGCCAAGCAGUGCUCAGCAAACUACGCCUGUUGCGCCUCAGGUGGUGACAACGGUAGCGUCUUCAACAUCAUCAUCAUCGACGAUGACUGCUGCCAUCACAGCGCCCGUGUCUUCUGGUGGCACCGCGCUCUUCAAGAGCACCCAGUGUACUCCCAGACAUAUGAGCCAACAAGCUGCUCAUGACAAGGGUCUUCCCAAAGCGAUGGUGAAGCCGAACAUAUUGACGCACGUGAUCGAGGGCUACGUCAUUCAGGAAGCCGGAGAACCUUUCGCUAGUAAUUUGGUGCAGGUCAACCGGCCUCUGAGGGACUGGGUCGAUAAGGAACAGGACAAGGAGAAUAAGCUGCCCUCGUCUGAUGAUGGACCGCCUCGUAAAAAGCAAAUGCUAGAACACUCGCCCAGCGUGGGUCGUAUCAGCUCGUCGAACGAGAGCGCGGCUCAUAGCACUGCUUCCAACUCGAGUGCUAAGGCGGAAGCGCCCGAGCCUAGCGCUGAGGCCGCACCCAAAAUACCUAACGCUAAUAAGUGGACUGUAUCGGAAGUCUGCGACUUCAUCCGCAAUAUCCCCGGCUGCGCUGGCUACGCAGACGAGUUCCUCAUGCAAGAGGUAGACGGCGAGGCCCUGCUCCUCAUCAGACCGGAACACCUCGUCAUGGCGCUGUCCAUGAAACUGGGGCCAGCCCUCAAGAUUGUCGCCUGCAUCGACUCCUUGCGUCCGGAGAGCGAACAGUCUUCGCAUGAUCAUGACUGAGAUUUGCUGUCAGUGUUCUUCGCGAACAAUUUGUAACUUCAGUGUUGCGUUAUCGGAGAACACUUUGAGACGAACAUUUGCACUACCCACGUAAGAGUUAUUCUGUUCAAGUAGACAAUUUGUAAUACUUGUUGUUUAGUUGUUAGUUCUUAGCUACGGUAAGGGGACUACAUCGAGUUUUCACAUCAAAACUUCAUACACGAUGCUAACCAGUCAUUCAUUAAAUUUUCAUAAGAUAUUACAGACAAUAGUUGUGAAAAACCUAUGUGAAAUAGUCUAAUGUUUAGGCGGUUUCGCGGCGAUAAUAUGACCGAAAUCAUUUGUAGACUUAAAUUAGUAGACUUCAUUGAUGAAAUAUUCAUAAGACAUCAGAAACAAUAGUUUUAAAAAUCUAUGUGAAAUAGUCUAAGAUAUAGGCAAUUUUGCGGCGAUAAUAUGACCGAAAUCAUUUUUAGAUUAAUAUUGGUAGACUGCCAAAAACUAUGGCAAACUUCAUUGAUAAAAUAUUCAUGAGAUAUCAGAUACAAUUACGUGAAAUAGUCUAAGAUAUAGGCAAUAUCGCGGCGAUAAUAUGACCGAAUUCAUUUGUAGACUAAUAUUAGUAGACUGCCAGAAACGACAAACUUCAUUGAUUAAAUAUCAGAUACAAUAAUUCUGAAAUAGUCUAAGAUGUAGGCAAUUUUGCGGCGAUAAUAUGACCGAAAUCAUUUGCAGACUUCAUUGAUGAAAUAUUCAUUAGACACCAGAUACAAUAGUUUUAAAAAUCUAUGUGAAAUAGUCUAAUGUUUAGGCGAUGUUGCGGCGAUAAUAUGACCGAAUUCAUUUGUAGACUGCCAGAAACUAUGGCAAAAUUCAUUGAUAAAAUAUCAGAUACAUUAGUUGUGAAAAACCUAUGUGAUAAAGUCUAAUGUUUAGGCGGUUUCGCGGCGAUAAUAUGACCGAAAUCAUUUUUAGACUAAUAUUAGUAGACUACCAGAAACGAAGGCAAAACCGUUUAUAAAAUAUUCAUAAUAUUUCAGAUACAAUUAUGUGAAAUAGUCUAAGAUAUAGGCAAUUUUGCGGCGAUAAUAUGACCGAAUUCAUUUGUAGACUAAAAUUUGUUGACUGUCGAAACUGGUCCAUAGGAUUAGCAAGUAGAAGUAGCAACUAAACGAACGCCUUCACUAAAACAGAAUCAAUUCAUUCAAUUACUAGCAUAUUUAGGUUUAAAUACUAUACUAAUAUGUUGGUAUUUUCAACCGUUGUUAAGGAAUGCUAUUGUCGAUAUAUUUGUUCCCUUCGCAUUUUGUUCCACACGUUUUAUCUUACAGCCGUCACGCAUCACCAUCAUUACCGCGUUUCAUUAAGUUCGGAAAAUGCUAUUGUGCACUUAGGACAAAUGUCGAAAGUUCCGCCUAUCUAGUGUUAAGUUAUACUUAUUUAAGCACGUACUUAGAUAAUAAUUACUUUCGUCUCUCUUUUUCUUUUAUUUAAUAACUUCCAGAAAUACUUGUUUUUCUCACGAAAAAGGCGUUUUCCUUCUUUUCCGCAUAAUCCCUAUACGCUAAAUUCUUUUCACUUCAAAAUACAGCCAGUGGGCGUCAAACUGACGAUCUCGAAAGCUCGUAAGAUUGACGCCUUCACCCUAUUCAAACCUACUCCUAAGUCAAUUCGACGGAAAAUUACUUGAACAUUAAUUUGAAUUGUCUGGAAUGUUCGAAGAAAUAUUUUGUACAAUAUUCGACCUUGAACGUGUUAGGGGUGUAUGUCAAUGUAUAGAUUUAUAUCUUAGAUGAUAAUGGCUUCGGCAGGUUAUCGACAUUUAUAUUUAUCGUAUUCACUUUUUGAAAUGUAAAACAACGAUUAUCGAUUUUAAAAUGUUAUACUGAGAAUCGAUAACUGAAAAGUGAAUGGAUAAAGUAUCGGUUGCCUGCCCCAGUCCCUAGUUACUGUAGGCACAGUUUGUAUGUCGUCGUUACUGUUGCAACACAUACACUUUGUUCACUAGCUGUACGUUAGGCUAACUCUAAACGUUAAGUAGUAGGUACUAAGUUAAUGUUUCACAUAGACUAACAGUUAGUUGUUGUAAUUAAAAUUUUUAUAACACAAAAUGUAUAACAAUAUUCGCUUUUAUAGUUAAUUCGUGUUCAGUUUAGUGCAAUUCAACAUAAAUGAUUGGUGUAUUAUUAUUUAAAAGAUCCCCGUUUGCCAGUGUGUUUUGUUUGCAAAUUUUAUUUAUCAAAACACUCGUGCUGACCGAGCCAACAGCUUAUUACAUCGAUGGUGCUACUUAGUUAUAUUUUUGUGGCUAAACAUUAUAUUAACACGAUUUCUUGGAUUCAUAUGUGUUUGUAGAUAAUUUCUAAUAUAUUAACAAAUACAGCGAUUAUCAUUAUUUAAUUAUUAUUAUUGUAUAGUUAUUUGAAUACAUAGUUGGUAAAUAAUGUUCAAUUUUGGAAUCGCGUUAUACACCACGGCCAAUUAUUGUAAAUAUUAGAUUUAUUGGGUUAUAUGCAAGAGAAGAGAGUUGAUUGAUCACGUUAUCUUGUAAAUAUUCAGACGUAUGAGCACUUACCAAAAUCAGGUCAGUAAUAAUAUCUAUAUCAUAAGUAAACUUGUAUAAUGCUUUGGUGAUUUCAAACUGGGAUUUAAUUUAGAAGGAUUUUCGGUUAUAAUGUUAAGUAUUGCUAAUUUACUAAAUGGAUAUAUUAUUUUUUGUUCUGCGCAUUUUCACGAAUAUUAUAUUUAAUUUACUGAUGAUUAAUAUGUUAAUGUAUUAUAGUAGGAUAUUAUUAUAUGAUUGUAUACCAACAAUGCUACGUAAAAUUCUGAGAACUUUAAUUUUGAUUAUUAUAUAAUGUACAGCAAUGGUAGGAGAGUGUAGAUUAAUCUUCACAAUUUGUUUAUAUAAUGUACCUAAGGUUAAAGCAUAAUAACUUUGUAUGUAUAAAGUACAGUCGGCUUGAGCACUGCCAUGAGGUUUAAAUGUACAGUUCGCAUCAGGUCGGCGUCGGCGGCCCGCGUGGCUACACAUUGUAAGAUGGGCACGAUGUUAUUAAGAGAUUUCCAUGUUGUUAUCUUUGCCUACAAUGUUAGCCGCUAGGCACGCUACCGUCAGCCUGUUUAUGUAAGUUUGUGUAGUCAUAGAAGUCAGUUAUGAAUACUCCUACGGUUUUUUAGAAUUAUUACUGCUUUAGAAUCUAGUAGAUGUAUAAACGUUUUGAUAUUGAUACAUAGUACGACUAACUUUUUGUAAGUAUUGAAUAUGUGACUACACAAUUCUACAAUUAUAUAAGUAAUUAGAAUGUUUAAAUGUCCAACACACUGCUCAAAAAGGUGCAGGAGCUAUUUCUUGGUUCAUUAAGGGAAAUAAAGCAAAUGAGACUGAUA